GUCAGGCAACGGUAAAUUUUUCAGACAGGUAUAAGUCACCGAUAAGGCGCAAAGUAUCAAGGUUGCCCUCGUCCUUGCGUCCGGAAUAAUGCAGUGAACAAUAAACAUUGAUAUUGCCAUUUGUGUUAUUAACAAAGUGUUAAAGAUGUCCAGCGAAAAGAAAACCGAGGAUGACGUCGAGGACUCGAUUCCCGAAGUCGACGAAUCGAAAUUGAAAACGAUGACAAAGGCGAUCUACAAUGUGAUGUUCCUGCCAGUUCUGCUGUCGAUGAUAGCAGUGGUGGUGCUUCAUUACUACGACAUCCUAAUCCAGACGCAGAUUUCCCUCGCGAUCAACGAGUCCAAGCCCCUGUACUGGUUGUACAUGCAUAAGGGAGACGGUGGACACCUGAAGCACGUGAUAAAUGUUCUGGAGAAGCUGGGCUAUCGUCGAGGAACAAAUGAAUCUGACUGGGAUCUGCUCUGGGCUCACGAUUACCCCUUCCAGGUCUACCCCGAGUUGAAGAACGCGAAGCCCCACCAGAGGGUGAACCACCUGCCAGCAUGUGGCUUCUUCACGAAUAAAGUUGAUCUAUCAAUGACUGAGAGUAAGUACCUCCCGGCAGCGUUUCGAGUCCCGGAGGACCGACAGAAUCUCCGGAACUUCAUGCUCAAAAACCCAAAGAAGAUGUUCGUGCAGAAAUCCAAUGCCCAUCGAGGGAUUCAGGUAAAAAAAUUCGAGGACUUUGAUUUUGAUAAAGGAGAGACGUUCAUCCAGGAAUUCGUGGAGAAACCGUACCUCGUGGAUGGUUUCAAAUUCGACAUGGGGGUUUAUACUGUCAUCACGUCGGUGGAUCCUCUGAGGAUCUAUACUUACAAGGGAGAUGUCCUCUUUCGGUUCUGUCCCCAUAGGUACUUGCCCUUUGAUCCUAAGGACACCAAGAAAUAUGUCGUCGAUGACGAUUAUCUUCCUAUCUGGCAGGUGCCCUCACUGAAGAAAUAUUACGAGGACCUGGGUUUCUCCAUGAAAGACACAUUCGACGCGUACGUGAGGACCACUGGGAAGGACCCCAACAUCAUGUGGAAUAAUAUCGAUGAAGCCAUCAGAGAUAUUCUCAUCAAGAAGGAGAAGGAUAUUGCGAAUUUCGUCAAGAAUUACCCUGCGAGAAGAAAUUUCUUCGAGUUCGUUCGAUUCGAUUUCAUAAUUGAUGAAGAGAUGAAUGUGUUCUUGAUGGAGGCCAAUAUGUCCCCCAAUUUGUCAUCAGCACAUUUUCCACCCAAUAGACUGCUUUACGAACAAGUGCUGUUCAAUCUUUUUGCUCUCGUGGGAGUGGGCCAGAGGGUGGACACUCCUUUCCGGAAACCCAGCACGUGGAACGAACGGAGUUUUGAAGUGGCGGAUAAAAAUUUGGUUGUCCUCCCAGAGAUGUGCACCACUUGCACAGAUUGCUUCCGAGUUGAGUGUCAACUCUGCAAACAGUGUUUCACUGAGGAAAUGAGAUCAAUAUUCGCUCAAUGUUACACGGAACACCAGAAUAAAAUGGAUUUCAAACGAAUAUUUCCACCGCCAAUAACAAAAGACAUGGUCUUGAAAGACUACACCCUCAAGAAUCAACUCCUAGUUCGCUGGUACCAAGGGAAGUGUGAAAUGGACAGCUCUUGGUGCAACUAAAUACAGCAAAAUCAAUAAUUUAUAAAUAUUUAUCAAAUACAAAAAUCUCACAGUUGUUCCCUCCUCUAAUACAUUAAGUUUUUCAUGAUUCAAAGUAUAUUUUAAAUAAACUUAAUGUAAACAAUAAUUGCAUAUCGUACUUUUCCCUUUCUUUUAUAUUUCCUGCUCAUGUUCUCAAUAAUUUUAUGAGAUACCACCAAUAGAUUGAAUUUAAUAUUAUUUAAUGAGUAGGAAUUACUUUUCACUGAUUAAUUCGUUCAUUCGAUUGUUUACUAAAAUCAUUAAUAUAUAAAUACGUGCAUAAAUAUGAAAAUCAUUCAGAGUUUGAUUUCCGAAAUAGACUUUUGGUACAACUAAAUUCAACAAAAAAAUAAUGUACAAAUGUUUAUCAAAAUAAUAAUAAUAAUAAUAAUAAUAAUAAUAAUAAUAAUGA
This is a messenger RNA of Diachasmimorpha longicaudata, 2084 nucleotides long. It is a transcript of the gene TTLL15, whose product is annotated as probable tubulin polyglutamylase ttll-15. The transcript has 6 exons. The record is from RefSeq and is a predicted model, not a curated record. NCBI's taxonomy places the organism in Eukaryota, Metazoa, Arthropoda, Insecta, Hymenoptera, Braconidae. Gene Ontology annotation, biological process: protein modification process. Bases 146 to 1651 code for a protein of 501 amino acids.